This is a messenger RNA of Menidia menidia (Atlantic silverside), 3064 nucleotides long. NCBI's taxonomy places the organism in Eukaryota, Metazoa, Chordata, Actinopteri, Atheriniformes, Atherinopsidae. The record is from the annotation of a GenBank genome assembly.
CAGAGUGCGCUGUAAUAACAUGAACGCCCCCUAAAACUCGUUCUCGCGGUAAUUCCGUGCCUGCUCCAUCGCCGGCUACACAGAGAGGAGAUGGCGGCCAGAGGGGGGUUUCAGUCGGCUCCAACGGGAGGUGGUGGAGGAGCAAUGGGACCUGGGCCGCCAGUACCGGGCGCAGGACCAGGAAUGGGCCCUGGUACUCCCUCUGGAAGGAUGGGACCGUCUUCGGCAGCGCAGAACCACAUGUACCGCUCUCCAAUGCCCGGGCCUGGGUACCCGAGGCCAGGCAUGCCUCCAUCCAGCCGAAUGACCCCACAAGGACCAGCCAUGGGCCCCCCAGGAUAUGGCAACAGCCCUGUGUCUCGCCCUGGGAUGCCUGGCGUGAUGGACCCGUCCCGAAAGAGGCCGGCUCCCCAGCAGAUUCAGCAGGUUCAGCAGCAGAACCGAAACCAGCACACAAAGAAAAAGAAGAUGGCUGAUAAAAUUCUACCUCAGAGGAUCAGGGAACUGGUCCCAGAGUCUCAGGCUUACAUGGAUCUACUUGCUUUUGAGCGGAAGUUGGACCAGACCAUCAUGCGCAAGAGGCUGGACAUUCAGGAGGCCCUGAAGAGGCCUAUCAAGCAAAAGAGAAAACUUCGGAUCUUUAUAUCCAACACCUUCAACCCUGCAAAGCCUGACGCUGAGGACGGAGAGGGAACAGUGGCAUCAUGGGAGCUACGUGUUGAAGGACGCCUGCUGGAAGACACUGCCGUGUCUAAGUAUGAAGCCACCAAACAGAAGAGGAAGUUCUCCUCAUUCUUCAAGUCCCUGGUGAUUGAGUUGGACAAAGACCUGUAUGGCCCGGAUAAUCAUCUUGUGGAAUGGCAUAGGACUGCCACCACUCAGGAGACCGAUGGCUUCCAGGUGAAGAGACCCGGCGACGUGAGUGUCCGCUGCACCGUCCUGCUCAUGCUUGACUACCAGCCCCCUCAAUUCAAGCUGGACCCCCGACUGGCCCGGAUGUUAGGUAUCCACACCCAGACCAGGCCUGUCAUCAUUCAGGCCCUGUGGCAGUACGUCAAGACCCACAAACUCCAAGACCCCCACGAGAGGGAGUUCAUUAAUUGCGACAAAUAUCUUCAACAGAUAUUUGAGACCCAACGAAUGAAGUUUUCUGAAAUACCCCAGCGCCUGCAUGCCCUGCUGAUGCCACCAGAGCCCAUCAUCAUCAACCAUGUGAUCAGUGUGGACCCCAAUGACCAAAAGAAGACUGCUUGCUAUGACAUUGACGUGGAGGUGGACGACACCCUGAAGACCCAGAUGAACUCCUUCCUUCUCUCUACAGCCAGUCAGCAGGAAAUAGCUGGGUUGGAUAACAAGAUACAUGAAACGAUUGAGACCAUCAACCAGCUGAAGACCCAGAGGGAGUUCAUGUUGAGUUUUGCCAGAGAUCCUCAGGGCUUUAUCAACGACUGGCUCCAGUCCCAGUGCAGAGACCUCAAGACCAUGACGGAUGCGGUAGGAAACCCAGAAGAGGAGCGAAGAGCCGAGUUUUACUACCAGCCCUGGGCUCAGGAGGCGGUCUGUCGCUAUUUCUAUUCCAAGGUCCAGCAGAGAAGACAAGAGCUGGAGCAGGCGCUGGGCAUCAGGAACACCUGAAGAAGUUUGACCUCAUCCAACAAGACAAAACACGAGUCGUGCUCUUGGACACGAGUGUGCACGUGUGCGUGAUUGUGUGUGUGUGCGUAGGGGGUUGUCCAGACCGAAAUACUCAGUUUUCGGACAGACUUGGACAUAGAUUUUAGAUGACUUCACUGUUAAAUAGGAUGUCGGCUGUUCUUUUCCCCCCGCGGCUUAGCAGCUCUCGGUUUGGUUUCUGCUUCGGUUUCUUCUUUCUUUCUUUGUCAGGGUCACCCCCCCCCUUUAAGCAGCAUCCUCUUCAGCACAUUUUUUUUUAAUUAUCUUUAUUGCUCUGUAGCAUAUCUUAGCCUGGAUACAUUCCUUUUCUUUUCGAUAGACUGUGUUUACAAAAGAUUGUGCCCAUCUGAAAAAUGGAGAGCAGAUUGCGCCUGAAAAACAUUGACUGAAAUGUUUUUCUGGAAGUAAAGGCUGCGGCUCUUUGUUCUCUUUCUUUGCAGAGUGUGCGCUCCUCACCAGCCCACACAUGCUUCCCCCGUUCAGUUAUUACUUAUCGUGAUUGUGUUUGUGAUCAGUUGGGCGUGUUUGCUGCAUAUUGGCUGUUCACGUGUCACUUUGAUUUUAGUCGUCAUUGGCGUGUUCCGAGAGCCUCGCGGUGUGUGAAAACACAGCAGAACUCUCACUGCUCUGGCAAAGGAGUUAUCUUUUGUUAACGAUGCCGUUUGGUAUGAAGUUAUUUUGUUGUCUUUUCCUUUCCUUUUGUUACUAUCAGUGAUCUCUGUUUUGAAAAAUGUAUUAUAUCAGUACUUGUCUUGUUAGCUAGUACAGAUUAUCAUGAAAGUAGCUAGUAUGAGUACUUCUAGUCUAUAUAGUUUUGUAAAUAUUAAGCAAAAAAAAAAAAUCUGAUGGAAGUGAAGUUGGGCUUUAUCACUGAAACUGACUGAUCUUUUUCCUAAGUCUUUGUAUACACACUGCAGAUAGUUAAACCAGUAUUUAUAUGAAUAAGCCCCCUGGUCCCAGAGUGCAGUGCUUUGUUUUUUAACGGCACCAAGUUAGCCGUCACACUCAGUAAAACCACCUCUCUGUACGGCAGCUUCAUGUCACCGUCAAGCUGGGAAGAGUUCAAAUGUCAACGGUUUUAUUUUAAGGAUUUGCAGAAAAGGCUUUAAACAAACACGGCGGAGCAGAGGAGUCGGGGCUUCAUCGUACACUCACUUUGGGUCUCCAAAGUCAUGAGAAAAAAAAACGGCUGGGUGUGAAUUUUGUUAAAUAAAACUAAAUCCAAGAAUACACUAAUUUUAAGGGGUUUGGGCAGGUACAGGAGCUGUGACGUGUGUUUGCGAACCUUUAGGAUGUAAAACAACACUUUAGAAUGACGUGAAUCUGCAGACUUUUUCAUGGACCAAACCUAUUUUUCUGUAUGUUCCUAUGUUAUAAUAAAGGAUAUGGA